AUUACUAAUUACCAAUAUCGUUAAACCGGUGAACUAUUUGAAACAGCGCUUUAGAUGUGACCAAAACGACACCGCUCCGAUUUCCUGUUCUUCUACAGCACGUUCAAGUAGGUCACGGGUCACCAGAUAUGGUCCAUAGAUACGCCAUUUUUAGCUAUCAAAGAAUCUCCCUAAUUUAGUGAGAUCGCCUUGCAUUUCCUAGAAUUUUUUGAAUUCAAAUCGAAUACAAUUUGCGUUUUCUUCUUGUUUCCACCGAAAAUUUGCAGCAAUUGAAUUUUGAUGGCUGACAACUCGACGAAGCCUACCGAUUCAGAAAUCGAGCCCGAAAUGGACAUAAAACCCGAGGCCGCGGCUGAAAAGCCCUCAUCAGUGGGUGCAAACGACGGCGGAGGUGGCGGAUGGGGCGGAUGGGGCUUUUCUCCCCUCUCUUAUCUAUCGGAUCUUCAGAAAGCUGCUAAUGUGGCCGCCGAAGAGAUCUCUCGCAAUGCUUUGGAGGCUGCUAGGACAGCAGCAAAGACCAUUUCAGAGACUAUUGCCGAAGAUUCAGAUUCUUCUGAGGAAGAUAAAAAAGUAUUAGUAUCUGUUGAUGAAGAAACAGAUGACGGAAAUGACAAGAGGCGCAAAGCAGCACUAGAGAAGUUAGAGAAAGCUAGUGAAGAUUCCUUACUUAGCCAGGGUUUGAAGGUUCUUGAUACAUCAGUAGAAUCUUUUGCUUCAGGAGCUUGGCAAGCUUUUGGAACUGCAUUGAAAGGGGGAGCCACUCUAGUUCAAAAGAUUGAGGAUUCUGCUUCAAGUUUAACUGAUUCAAUCCAACAUGGCGGUUUACCUGGGUCGGCCGGUUCUGCUGCACCAUCUUUGUUAGAGACUGGAAAAGCUUUUACAGCAAAGAGUAUGCAAGUGCUUGAGAAAGUCGGUAAAGAAACCAUGGAUCUGUUAAUUUCAGAAACUGGGAUUCAAGUUGAGAAAAAAACUGGAGGAAUAAUGGAUGAAGAUCUUGAGGAAAUUACAUUUGACCGAUGCUUUUAUAUCUAUGGAGGUCCAGAGCAGCUGGAGGAGUUAGAGGCAUUAUCCAACCAUUAUACGCUGUUAUAUAACAGAAGAAAGGCUAAACUCUCGUCUGAAGAAAAAUCUAUCUACGAUGGAAAGCUAAAAGAAGUCCAACAGAUAUUUGACUUGGGUGCUAUAGUUGAUGGAACUUUUACAGACUCGGGAAAAGGGAAAAUGAUAGAGGCUGGUAACAUUGACAACAUUGACGAAUUCAAGAAGUUACACGAUUCCAGCCUUUCUAAGGCUGCAGAAUUGGCUGCAGGUUUUGCUAGUGCUUUAGCCGGAUUGUCCCCAAGUGACAUAAUUCAAAAAACGUCAAGGAGGCUGGAUGCUCUUCAUUCCGAGGGCGUGCAUAGGCUUUCCGAAAUGUGUUGCUUUGGUGUAACUCAGAUACUGAUGCUCGGGAGGUCUAUCAUAUCUAACGCCAACAAAGUUGAAGAUCAAGAUAUUGAGGAAACAAUGAGGAUUGAUUGGCCUGAGGACUCUGUGGAGAAAGCUAAGAUAAUCCGAACAAAGGCCCAUUCAAUGACUGGAAAUAUUGAAGCUGUUUUCAACAGUUUCAUUACUGGCAUAUCUGAGGUGGCAGAAGCUUAUGUGGCGGCUAUCAAAAGUGCAGCUGCUGAGUCACCAGAAGUUCUUGGUCAGAAAUCUGUUCAGGACAAGGCCGAUGUCUUUAAGCAACGUCUUAAUGCAGAUCACAGCACGGCCGUGGGUAAAAUGAAGGAUGGACUUCAGUACUUGAGCUAUUUGGUCAUUUCUAACUCAAUGCCUACUGCUUGAGCUCGUCUAGUGAAAUAAUGGAAGACUUAUCGUGUAAAUAGUCGUUACAAGUUACAACUCAUCUCAGUUCUUACUCUGUUGUGUUGCACACUGAAAAGACGAAGGGAAUAAUGCAUUAUUUUCUUUGUUUUAUGUUUUUUUUUUUUUUUUUU
Molecule: messenger RNA, 1979 nt
Organism: Striga asiatica
Lineage: Eukaryota; Viridiplantae; Streptophyta; Magnoliopsida; Lamiales; Orobanchaceae
Source: the annotation of a GenBank genome assembly